AGCAACAGUUUUGGAACAAGUUUUGCUGUUGAGGCAGUUUUCUCAUAUCCAGCUCCAGCAGAUUGCUGCAGCUGUGCUUUUAGGUCCUGGGGAAGUCAGGCCAAGCGGGGCAGUGGUGUGUCUGGAGGACUUGUCGUUGUGCCAUGUAAAUAUGGCUCACGGGCUGUUAGACACCUAAUUUUCUCACAGGAGUAGUUUCUUUGGCUCCUUACUUCCAGCUUUCACUGUUUGCCUCUCCCUGUUUUCUUCCAAAGUCCUGUCUGGCCUAUUAUAUUUAAAAACAAACAAAAAACCCAACCCACUCAAGUGCUGCAAGGCUUCUUGUUUCUGACAAACAAGGGCAGCACACUUGAAAACACUGUCUGAAUAAUGGAGGCUAGUUUUAGCUAGUUUUUAAGUUCCGUCUGGGAGGCAUGAGUUGCUUUGCAGAGCUAUCGUGCUGUCUGUGCGUGACUUCAUUCCAAGAAGUGCUACUUACGGCUCCAGAGGACCCCGUUGUGCAAGACAUGUUCUCAGGUGUAGUUGCAAUAUCAGGCAGUGAAACAGAGGAUGAUGACACUAUGGAUGUCCCACUGGAUCUUUCCUCAUCUGCUGGCUCGAGCAAACGGAGGAGACGUGGCAACCUACCCAAAGAGUCCGUGCAGAUUCUUCGGGACUGGCUUUAUGAGCACCGCUACAAUGCUUAUCCUUCAGAGCAAGAAAAAGUCCUGUUAUCCCGGCAAACACACCUCUCCACACUACAGGUCUGCAACUGGUUUAUCAACGCACGCCGCAGGCUCUUACCUGAUAUGCUGAGGAAGGACGGCAAAGACCCAAACCAGUUCACCAUCUCACGGCGAGGGACCAAGCUUCCCGAAGGCAGCAUGGUGGAGUCCUCCAUGGGCACAAAGAACUUCCUUCCCUUGCUGGAGGAGAGCCCCUUCCUUCCUGCCUCUGCCACUCUCAGCAAGACUGUGUCCUCUUCCAAGCCUGUGUCUCCUGGGUCUGUCCUGGCUCGGCCCUCGGUGAUUUGCCACACGACUGUGACUGCAUUGAAAGAUGCCCCUUUCCAUUUUUGUCAGCCAGCUGAUGUAGGCCAGACCACAGACCUGCAGCAGCCCCCGGCCAACGCCUUCACAGACAGCUCCCUCUCCUACCACGAGGAUGCCUCUAAACUGGGACCUGGUGCGAAUGCGCAAAGCGGGCUCUUUAACACUCCUCCUCCAACCCCACCAGACCUUAACCAGGAUUUUAGUGGAUUCCAGCUACUGGUGGAUGUUGCACUCAAGAGGGCGGCAGAGAUGGAGUUGCAGGCAAAACUCAUGGCCUAAAUCCCCUUCAUUCUCUUUCCUCAUUUUGUUUUUUAUCCAGGCAGGGAUCUAACAGCUGUGUGGUUAUUGCCACCCACACAAUAUCAAAAGACUUCACUGCAUUAUUAUUAUUUUUUUUUUAAUUAAUCUUAUUUGCACAAGGGAUUGCUGAAAUGAAGCUUCCUGUCACUGAGAUGGUCUUCAGUGGAAUAUGGUCAUUCCAAGAAUUAUAAACUUUAAAGCUACUGUAGAAAGAAAGGAUUGUGUGGGUUUUUUUGUUGUUGUUGUUGGUUGUUUUGUUGUUUUUUUUUUAAUAUUUUCUUUGUAGGUUUUUCAUAAUGUGAGAUGGUUCCCAAGAUCAUGUGAUUUGUUUUUUUUUUCUAUCAGACUGUGCAAUAUCUAGUAAUGAUAUAGAGCCUUCUUAUCAUUCCCACGCAGAACAGAAUAUACCGACGUGCUGUCUAAAAUAAAUUUUCAAUUUUUUUAACAAUAAGAA
Molecule: messenger RNA, 1785 nt
Organism: Coturnix japonica (Japanese quail)
Lineage: Eukaryota; Metazoa; Chordata; Aves; Galliformes; Phasianidae
Gene: TGIF1
Product: TGFB induced factor homeobox 1
Biological process (GO): regulation of DNA-templated transcription
Molecular function (GO): DNA binding
Source: RefSeq, a predicted model, not a curated record